Messenger RNA from Ornithodoros turicata, 1356 nucleotides. RefSeq names its product peroxynitrite isomerase THAP4-like. The record is from RefSeq and is a predicted model, not a curated record. The transcript is spliced from 11 exons. Lineage: Eukaryota; Metazoa; Arthropoda; Arachnida; Ixodida; Argasidae. Bases 57 to 935 code for a protein of 292 amino acids.
CCGUGUACUUCGGUAGUUUUGUUUCUCUGUUGUCGGCAUGCUAUUUGUAAUUCACAAUGGUGAUAUGUUGCUAUUUGGGAUGCGCGAAUCGCUCGACAUUCGCCUGCAAAGAAUCUGGUAUAACAUACCACUGUUUUCCUCGCGAUUCCUCUCUGCGGCUGGCAUGGGCACAUGCAAUUGGACGUCCAAGCUGGGUCCCAACAAAGAAUAGUGUUGUCUGCUCGAAGCAUUUCAGGAAUGACGAUUUUGACAGGACAUCACCGGCACGAGUCCGCCUACGACAAGGCGCUGUUCCCGUUGCACACUCUUCGGUACACGCUCUACAGCACCUGCAGGUGUUACAAGCCAGCAGACGAGAACCAAGUGAUAGCACAUCAGGUCCCUCUUUUGAACAGGAAGGCAGGUUGGGCCCACACUGCUCUGCGCAAGCUCAGCAGGGGUCCAGUACGGUGAGCCCACACUCUUUGAUCCAUGCUCAGCAGUAUCUACAAGAAACAGAAGUGCCACAUACUGUGUCUGAGCCUGGACCAGAGCUAUGUGACGUGCACGAAGCUAUGGAUGUAUUCACCUCGUCAACUAUGGGCACAUCAGGUGGUCACUUGGAUACUGCGCUGAGUGGUGACAGCACUGGAUUUGACUGCGAGAAUCUUUCAGCUUUUGAUGACUGGAAUGAGGCAGCAUCACCGAGUCUUUUGGAAAGCAGUACCAGUGCUGAAACUCCAAAAUCGUUGAAAUACCCAUCUCUGAUCACUAGUUCCUCCAGCAUUACCUUUUCUACCCCAAGCACCAGCAGAUAUGUGGUAAGAGUAGUGACCAGGGAUACUAAGAAUUGCAUGGGUAUAUACUGUGAAAAGAUUAACCAGUGGAUAUGCAGGAGAGAUAAUAUGUCAUACAGGUACAGGCAAACUGCUUGUAGACGGCAAACUCCACACUGAAAAUAGCUUAGCUUAGGUGCAAAGAACAUGCUGAAGAUUUGGUGCAAAGAAUGAAGUACAGCUGAGCAUGAGAGCAGAGGGCACAACCAUAGUGAAGUGCAGUUAAUGAAAGUCAUGAAAGUUUAUGAAAACUCUGAAACAGGGGGAGGAAGUAAUUUUUAAAGUACAUAUUUAUCGGAUGUAAAUACGACAUAUACGACAUGCUGGAGAACACAGUGAGGGAUUGGCCACACACCGAUAGUGUACAUGAGCAUUAAUGUCAAGAUUUCAUAAGAUAUUCGGUAGGAUACUUAGUUUCAUUCCCUCUAAUGACAAAUUAUCCACUGCAUACCACUUUCUGCAUGUUGUUGAUUACUUACAACUGUAACACAAACCACAAUGAAUUGUACACAUUUGACGAAAUAAAGAUUACUUUAGCCAU